Molecule: messenger RNA, 2239 nt
Organism: Brassica napus (rape)
Lineage: Eukaryota; Viridiplantae; Streptophyta; Magnoliopsida; Brassicales; Brassicaceae
Product: tryptophan aminotransferase-related protein 4-like
Exons: 5
Coding region: 719-2095 (458 amino acids)
Biological process (GO): amino acid metabolic process
Molecular function (GO): carbon-sulfur lyase activity; transaminase activity
Source: RefSeq, a predicted model, not a curated record
UCUAUAAUGUACUUUUUCGUUUUUUUUCUCUAUAAUAGAGUGUGUUCUUCUUUAAUGUAUUUAUAUAUUUGUUUUAAAUGAAUAUUUUAAAUAUAUUUUAUUUUUAUUUUACCAUUAAGAUCUUUUAUUUACAUAAUUUAUAAAUUAGUCCCACAUUUUACAUAUAGUAAUGUUAAAUUUUAAAACAUAUAUUUAUGUAAAACCUUUUGAAAAUCAGUUCAAACAUUACAAUUGGCUGAUUUUUAAACCCAAAAUCAAUUACUCUAACAAUAUGUAAGUAAGUUAUGAAGUUUUUUUAUAACUAUAUAUAACUAACAAAUUUUUGUCAUAAUUAGUAAGAAAAAAAUUAAAGGGUCAUUUAACUAAUUUUUUUAAUUUUAAAGUAAAGAAAAAAUAUUUUUGUUGAUAAUUAUGAAAAACUAAAAUUUAAACUAUUUUUUAAACGGCUGUUUUAGAGUAUAAAUAUUAUUUCAAAAAGUAACAAUCUUUAGAUUAUUUUAGAAUUAAAAAGUCAAAAUGAUUCGACCAGAAUUUCUCUCUAUAAUAGAAUUUAUUACAGAAUAUAUAAAUAGGUUGGAAAUGCUCUAAAAUAACAAGCUAAGCGGUCAUUCUUAUUAGAGACUCAUAGCAUUUAACAAUUGUUUUGGAUUCUUGGUACUGAUAUUUGAUACUUAUCAGUAAUCUGGAAUCUCUAGUCGUUUUUAUCAAGUUUAAGUUUAUGGAGAGGAAGCUGCUUCUUACAGUGUCGAUCAUCAUGAAUCUUGUAUUUACUAUUCAUAUUCUUUAUAGAAACUCAACCACAUGGAAUCCGACUUGGACCAGUAGAGCUGCUAUUGAAGCAGAGGAUGCAGCCUCUGUGUCAUGCUCAGGCCAUGGAAGAGCUUACGUGGACGGUAUUGGAGUCCUUGGCGGCAAGCAACCUUCUUGUGAAUGCAACAAUUGCUAUACAGGCAAAGAUUGUUCUAUUCUUCUCUCAGAUUGUCCUGUCAACGCUAACUCAGGAGACCCUUUGUUCUUAGAGCCUUUCUGGAUGCGACAAGCAGAGAGCAGCGCGGCUCUGGUCUCGGGAUGGCACAGGAUGAGUUAUAUCUAUCAAGAUGGGACAUAUAUGUCGGAAGCGCUUGAGACGGUCAUCAGGAAACUGCAUAGUGUGGUGGGAAACGCUGUUACAGAUAACAGGUUUGUAAUAUUUGGAAGUGGAAGCACACAAUUGCUUGCAGCAGCUGUUCAUGCCUUGUCUUUGACAAACUCAUCAUCAUCAGGACCGGCAAGGCUUUUGGCUUCAGUUCCAUAUUACGCUAUGUACAAGGAGCAAGCGGAGUUCUUUGACUCAGUACAUCUCAAGUUUGAAGGAGAUGCGUUUGCGUGGAAGAAUAGCGAGCGCAAUGAUAAUACCACACAAGUUAUAGAGGUAGUGACAUCUCCGAAUAAUCCAGAUGGGAAGCUGAAAAGAGCGGUUCUUGAUGGUCCUAAUGUCAAAACAAUUCAUGAUUACGCCUAUUACUGGCCUUAUUUCUCCCCUAUAACUGUUCCAGCUGAUGAAGAUUUGAGCUUGUUUAGUCUCUCCAAGACUACAGGUCAUGCUGGCUCUAGAUUCGGGUGGGGAUUGGUAAAAGACAAAACUGUUUAUGAAAAUAUGAAAAGAUAUAUCACUUUGAGUAGUAUGGGAGUUUCUAGGACAACACAGCUUCAUGUUCUUCAACUGCUCAACGUAGUAGUUAGGGAUGGAGGCGAUAAUAUAUUCCAUUUUGGUCAUGAAACUUUGAAGAAAAGAUGGGAGACACUGAACAAGGUCUUGUCACUCUCUACACGUUUCUCGCUCCAGAAAAUCAAACCUGAGUACUGCAACUAUUUCAAGAAAGUCAGAGACUUUACUCCUUCUUAUGCAUGGGUGAAGUGUGAAAGGCCAGGAGACGCAAACUGCUAUGAGAUAUUCUCAGAGGCCAAGAUAACAGGACGUGAUGGCAAAGUGUUUGGAUCAGAGGAAAGUUUUGUGAGAUUGAGUCUAAUCAGAUCACAAGAUGACUUUGAUCAUCUUAUUGAUAUGUUGAAGAAGUUAGUCUUCCAAGAAGGUGUAGAAGCUCAUUCUAUCUGAAAACUUGAUGUUGUCAAAAAAUGUCUUCAGUUCAAUAUUAUGUAGUACCGUAUUUGUGCCAGUAUAAUUAAGCCUACAAUGCCCGUUGUAUGAAAGCUUUGUAAAUAUUGUGAAAAUCAGUCAGUAUAUUUAUUUAUCUAUCUA